This is a messenger RNA of Labeo rohita (rohu), 1587 nucleotides long. RefSeq names its product protein NLRC3-like. The record is from RefSeq and is a predicted model, not a curated record. The coding region runs from base 1 to 1587 and encodes 528 amino acids. Lineage: Eukaryota; Metazoa; Chordata; Actinopteri; Cypriniformes; Cyprinidae. The transcript is spliced from 3 exons.
AUGAACAUAUCCUGUGAUAAAUAUAAAGUGUUGUUUAUCUUUGAUGGUCUGGAUGAGUGUCGUCUGUCUCUGGACUUUAAGAGCAAAGUGAAACUGUGUAAAUUAUCUGAAUCAGCCUCAGUGGACGUGCUGCUGAUGAACCUCAUUGUGGGGAAUCUGCUUCCCUCUGCUCUCAUCUGGAUCACCUCCAGACCAGCAGCAGCUGAUCUCAUUCCCUCUGAGUGUGUCCAUCGAGUGACAGAGGUACGAGGCUUCAAUGAGCCACAGAAGGAGGAAUACUUCAGGAAGAAAAUCAGUGAACAGAGUCUGGCCAACAGGAUCAUCUCACACCUGAAGUCAUCAAGGAGCCUCUACAUCAUGUGUCACAUCCCAGUGUUCUGCUGGAUCUCAGCCGCUGUUCUAGAGAAGAUGUUGAGUCAAGCAGAGAGUGGAGAGAUUCCCAAGACUCUCACUCAAAUGUACACACACUUCCUGAUCCUUCAGACCAACAUCAAACACGAGAAGGACUAUGAGAAGAAUGUGAAUGAAGAAGACAUGAUCCUCAAUCUAGGGAAACUGGCUUUUCAGCAGCUUGUGAAAGGCAACCUGAUCUUCUAUGAUGAAGAUCUGAGAGAGUGUGGCAUUGAUGUGACAGAAGCAUCAGUGUAUUCAGGAUUGUGCACUCAGAUCUUCAGAGAGGAGUUGGGCUUGUAUCAGGGGAAAGUCUUCUGCUUUGUUCAUCUGAGCCUUCAGGAACAUCUAGCAGCUCUAUAUGCACACCUCUCCUUUACAAUCAACAACAUCAAUAUAUUUGACCAAACCAAGCAAAGUCUGUUGUCUAAGAUUUUUAACCAGAAGAAAUAUAAUUCAUUAUCUGAGCUGCAUCAGAGAGCUGUGAAUGAGGCUUUACAGAGUAAGAAUGGACAUCUGGAUCUUUUUCUGCGUUUCUUUCUGGGUCUCUCAGUGGAGUCCAAUCAGACUCUCUUACAAAAACUACUGACACAAACAGGAAGCUGCUCCUACAACAAAAUGGAAACAGUUGAGUACAUCAAACAAAAGAUCAGGAAGAAUCACUCUUCAGAGAAAUCCAUCAAUCUGUUUCACUGUCUGAAUGAACUGGGUGAUGAUUCACUGAUGCAGGAGAUCCAACAUUAUCUGAAAUCUGGAGAAAUAAGAGAAACCAAACUCUCCUCUUCACAGUGGUCAGCUCUGGUUUAUGUGUUGCUGACAUCAGAGCAGAAGAUGGAUGUUUUUGAUCUAAAACAGUUUAUUGGAAAACAACAUACAACAGAUGAAGUUCUUCAGUAUUUGUUACCUGUUAAAGGUUUUGCAUCCACUGAGUUUGAAACAGCAUCUUUGUAUAAUUUAGCCAAGAUACUCAAUGCAGGUAAUCUCUCAAGUAGGCCUUUCCAGAACACAUCCAAAUCCACCACUCCAGAUGAUGAAGGUCUGAGUGCUGCUGUGCCCAGACUUGCCACUGAAGCUGACAUGCAGAUCUUCCAGAUAACUGAAUAUGUUGGUGGUCACUGGACGUCCACUCUGGAAGAUGCUGAGAGGCUGGAGGAUGACCUUGCAUUUGUCAACCAUGAUGAUCAUCUGGGCAUUUAG